Molecule: messenger RNA, 1332 nt
Organism: Myotis davidii
Lineage: Eukaryota; Metazoa; Chordata; Mammalia; Chiroptera; Vespertilionidae
Gene: ICOS
Product: inducible T-cell co-stimulator
Exons: 5
Coding region: 1-621 (206 amino acids)
Biological process (GO): T cell tolerance induction; cell-cell adhesion; T cell costimulation
Source: RefSeq, a predicted model, not a curated record
AUGAAGUCGGACCUUUGGUAUUUCUUUCUCUUCUGCUUCCAGGUUGAAGUUCUAACAGAGGAAAUUGAUGAUUUUGCCAAGUCUAAAAUAUUUACAUUUCACCAUGGAGGUGUACAAAUGUUAUGCAAAUGCCCUGAGAACGUCCAGCAAUUUAGAAUGGAGUUGCUGAAAGGGACGCAAAUAAUCUGUGAUUUCAGUAAGACAAAGGGAAGUGGAAACACCAUAUCCAAUCAGAGUCUGAAAUUCUGUCAAUCAUCCAAUAACAGUGUCUCUUAUUUUCUGAAUAACUUGGACAGUUCUCAUGACAGCUAUUACUCCUGCAGACUAUCAAUUUUUGAUCCUCCUCCUUUUCAAGUGAAGUUGAAGAGCGAAUAUUUGCAUAUUUAUGAAUCGCAGCUUUGUUGCCAGCUGAAGUUCUGGUUACCCAUAGGAUGUGCAGCUUCUGUUGUCAUCUACAUUUUUGGAUGCACAUUUUUAUGUUGGUUUAAAAAUAAGAAGCAUCGAUCUAGUGUGCAUGAUGCGAACAGUGAGUACAUGUUCAUGGCAGCGGUGAACACGGCGAAGAAGCCGGGGCGCACAGAUGUUGCUCAUAACUUGGGACUCUCUGGCACCCAGGCAUGAACCAUGUUGGCUAUCUCCCUGCUACUUGAAGUGCAAGAUUUCCUCAUUUCCUGGACCCCGGAGAGUCUGGCUUGAUUCGACUACAUACAUCUUCUACUGAUGUUUUGUUCAACCUGGACCAGUAACUAUAUCAGUCAACAGGGAUAUUAACAGACUGCCUCAGAGCUGCUGAGUUCUAUGGGAACAAACACCCUCUUGCAACUUUAUAGAAAGCCGGGGUCACGUGUACCAACAAACAGACCUGGCUGGGAUGGAAUCACUUUCACAUCUGCUUCUAGCCAGUAAAACAAACACAUCUACAAACAUUGUUAAAAUACGCCAAGGGCACUGAAUCCACAAAGCAAACGGGCCUCUGAGGGUCAGCAUCGGUCCACAGUUCACUAACAGACUACCUCUUCUUCUUGUAGGAUGAGCUUCCCUUUUUAAAUCAGACAGUAGAGGAGUUGCUUCAAAACUGUAGCUAUUUUAUUUCUGAGGUGUCAACGUGUGACUAUAAUGUACUGAUGUAUUAGUGCACAGUACUCUUUUCCAACUUCUGAACUCCCGUCUGCCACUCCACCAAGAGUUUAGAUACCUUCUGCUCUCAGUUUUCCUUUUAAAAAUAUUUCUACAUGACUAUUUGACAUGCUCUGAGGAGGGAGCUAUGUCUAUGUUUUUUCCUCUACUGCUCCAUAAAUUUAUAUAUAUAAUAUAUAUAAAUAUAUGAGUAUA